UUCAACGUCUCCGCGGCGCGCUGUCUUUCAUUCAGUGACGUGGAUUUUCAUUUGCGGCAGUCGGUGCUUCCAAAAACACAGACUUUCCAACGUCUCUGCUCUUUUCAACUAACUUUCUUCACAUUUAGAAAUUGUGACCACUCAUUUUAUUUCAUUUGUUUGUCCCACUUCAACGCAGUCUUGUCACAGCUUUCAUAACAGACUCCAGAAUGAGUAAAAACAGCAAAGUGUUGAACCUGAAGGAUAAAAUCAGUGGUAAUGAAGUGGACCUGAGUCUGUGUAACCUCACCGAGGUGCCAGUCAGAGAGCUGGCUUUAUUCACCAAAGCAACUGUGGUGGACUUGUCUUGCAACAACAUUACCUCCCUUCCUCCAGAGUUCUGCAACCUUACCCACCUAGUGAAGGUGGAUCUGAGUAAAAACCAGCUGACCUGUCUGCCAGAAGACGUGGGUAACCUGGUCAACCUUCAACAUCUGGACCUGUACAACAACAAACUGACUAUCCUGCCUGUCAGCUUCUCUCAGCUCAGGAGUCUGAAGUGGUUGGAUCUGAAGGAUAACCCUCUGGAGGCUGGCCUGGCCAAGGCAGCAGGAGACUGUCUGGAUGAGAAGCAGUGCAAAACGUGUGCCUCCAAGGUUCUGGAGCACAUGAAUGGUCUUCAGGAUGAGGUUGAUCGUGCACGAGAGAAACGCCUUUUGAGGGAAAAAGAGCUGGAGAGGAAGAGGGAGGUGAAGCAGAGGGAGCGGGAGGCCAGAGACAAGGAGGCUCGUAAACAGGAGAAGGCGGAGGAGAAGGAGAAGAGGAGGAGAGAGUACAACGCUCAGAUGGCGGCUCUAGCUGCACGGGAACAACAGAAGAAGAAGAGCGAGGAAAAGAAGAAAAAGAACGGACAGGCAGCAGCAGAUAAAAAGGCUGUUGUGGAAUUGGCGCCUAAACCUCGACGUUCUCUCAUUGGCCUGAUGUUCAAGCUCCUCCUCCUGCUAUUACUAGGAUUGGCCGGCGUCGCCGCCACCUGCCACCUGACCGACCUGCGGAAGGAAACCGCGUGUGUGCCGGUCAACAUCUUCGUGGAUGACAGCCUAUCCUGGGCCAAGGAGCAGGAGGGCGUGGUCAGACAACUUGUGCAAAAUCUGUCUUCCGCAGCAAAGGAGUUUCUUGAAUCCACACAAACAUCUAAGAACUAACUCACCAUCAACUUCCAGAGCUGCGGGUUUUCGACUCCAACUGGGAUUUUUUUUUUUUUAUAUAUAGAUAUAUGCUGAAAUCAUGAAUAUCGUUAAGAUGAGCAGCCCUUCAUCCCCUCACCCUGUUUGUGGUGCUGGGAAGUGAAGAGUUUGUGCAAAUGAACAAAGUGGGGUGGACAGAUGUUUUAAAAUCAUCUUAGAUUCCUAUGGAAUUGUUGCUUGUGUACUCUCUUUGUACUACAGCCUGUUUUAAAAAAAAUCAUCCUAAAUGUCUCAAUGGACCAUGUUUUGUACUUAAAACCAGGUUUGCGUUUCAGUGCAUUACAUGGAGCGUGGGGUGUAUUUAAGAGAUGUUCAGUGACAUGUCAGGUGGCCCUGUCUGUGCUACACUGGACUGUCGGACCUGUGCAUAAGCCGGUGUUAGACGUGGCAGUCUGAGCAUGUGCAGUGAAGUGUCUUUAUAAUCUUACAUCAGUCAAACCAGCUCAAUCUCACAGCUAAUACACAAUUACUGGCAUGCAAACUAGAGCCCAACUGAUAUGAGUGGAUUUUUAUAAUAUCAGAUAACAGUAUAAGGCGUACAAAUUGGCUAGCUCAACACAGUACAGAAAUGCCAAAGAUAUGUUUGUGGUUAUUAAAAAAUGUGUCAUUGCAUAGUUUUUCCAGCAGAGAUCAAAUUACCCCCCUCCUUGUAAUGAUUUAAGCGAUUUAAAAAUUUAAUUAUUCAUUAUUUUUCUGUCGAUCGAUUGACUAAUCAUUUCAGCUUUAAUUUAUGUUAUGUUAAAAAACAAAACAAAUAUAUCAAUAAAGAUAUAUCUAUAUGGGCCUCAAAAAUCCGGUAUCAGUCAGGCUCUAAUGUACACCCUUCCCAGUGCACAAACUAUAUUAAAAAUGCCACACCAACAAUUUUGCUUGUGUUACCCCUUUUGCUAGUAAUCCGGUCUAUGUCACAGAUAUGCAUUUUGAAAAUGAUGCUGUUGUGUUUUAGACAUUUGGAAGUAUUAAACCUACUGUUACUACAUUCAUUGAUUUCCAUUACACAUCUUAAAAGUCAAAGUCAAAUUACUUUAACGAGAGAUUUCAACUGAAAUCUGCACUUAAACGGCAUAACCACACAAAAAUACUAGAACUUCAACAAAAAUAUAUCUAGACUUGAGGUUCACUGUGAUGGAUAGAUUAAAGACCUGUACCAAGUUUCAAAAGAAUUGAUUGAAAUACUGCCCGGGCAAAAUGGAAACAAGUGACUGCAUGGAAGGUAGGAAUUGUAAAGAAAAACUGCAGCAACAUUUGCAAAAGGAUUAUCUGUACUACGUUGUUGUUAAGGGGAUAAUGCUUGUAAAAACAGUGAUAUGGUCCUUUAUGGUAGUUACAGUAUUUAACUUCACUGUAGCUCAGAAUUCCCAAAUCAUCUGGUAUAAUAAGGACCAAGAGUUGAUAUUAAUCUAAAAGUCCAAAAUCUCAAAUGACAUUCAUCUUGUAAUCUGUUAACUAAAAAAAAUAAAAGGGUUCUUUACAUUUA
Perca flavescens (yellow perch) is the source of this 2703-nucleotide messenger RNA. RefSeq names its product leucine rich repeat containing 59 (gene lrrc59). NCBI's taxonomy places the organism in Eukaryota, Metazoa, Chordata, Actinopteri, Perciformes, Percidae. Gene Ontology annotation, molecular function: protein binding. The transcript has 8 exons. Gene Ontology annotation, cellular component: cytoplasm. Bases 210 to 1184 code for a protein of 324 amino acids. The record is from RefSeq and is a predicted model, not a curated record.